This is a messenger RNA of Pristis pectinata (smalltooth sawfish), 1434 nucleotides long. RefSeq names its product keratin, type I cytoskeletal 18-like. The record is from RefSeq and is a predicted model, not a curated record. Gene Ontology annotation, cellular component: keratin filament. Gene Ontology annotation, molecular function: structural molecule activity. The coding region runs from base 64 to 1326 and encodes 420 amino acids. NCBI's taxonomy places the organism in Eukaryota, Metazoa, Chordata, Chondrichthyes, Rhinopristiformes, Pristidae. The transcript is spliced from 8 exons. Gene Ontology annotation, biological process: intermediate filament cytoskeleton organization.
UGCUUGUUGAUUCCUUGCCUUAUUUCCAGUUCGGAUUAGUUUUCCUGCCUCUCAAGUACCAAGAUGAAUGUAGCAAGGUUUUCUUCACUGUCCUCUUACGGUGGCCCCGUGUACAGCCAUUCCGUGCGGAGGUCUGUGCCCAUGCAGUCCAGUGCGAGCAGCGUUAGUGGCCUCGGCUCCCGGUUAUCAGUGACCCGGGUCUCUAGCACCUACAGCCGUCCCGGCGGCUACGGCAGUGUCGCCGGCAUGGCUGGCGCUACCGUCGGGGGUAUUUCCAACCAAAAGGAGACCAUGCAAGACCUGAACGACCGGCUGGCUAGCUACCUGGAUAAGGUGCGUAACCUGGAAAGUGCCAAUGCCGAGCUGGAACACCAGAUCAAGGAACACAUGGAUGCUAAAGGACCCAGCACACGCGACUUGAGCGCCUACGAGAAACCGUUGAACGAUCUUCGCAAAGAGGUCUUUGAUAUGACGGUGGACAACGCUCGUUUGAUACUUCAGAUCGACAACGCUCGGCUGGCCGCGGACGACUUCAGAGUGAAGUGGGAGUCAGAGCUCGCUAUCAGACAGUCCGUGGAGAACGACAUCAACGGAUUGCGCAGAGUCAUCGACGACACCAACAUUGGGCGCCUGCACCUGGAGACCGAGAUCGAAUCUCUGAAGGAGGAACUCAUCUAUAUCAGGAAGAACCAUGAGGAGGAAAUCAAAGCCCUCCGCUCCCAGGUCAGUGACUCCAGCGUGCAGGUUGAAGUGGACUCUCCUCGGGGCCCAGAUCUGACUAAGAUUAUUUCCGAGAUCAGGGAGCAAUACGAGAAAGUUGCUCAGAAAAACAAAGAUGAUGCGGAAAAUUGGUUCAAGGUCCAGAUGGAGACCCAUACAGUUGAAGCCCAACAGAAUAAUGAUGCUCUUGAAGGUGCAAGGGGCCAAGUCAGUGAACUGCGUCGCCAGAUCCAGUCUCUGGAUGUUGAUCUGCAGAGUCUUCUGAGCAUUAAAAACUCACUGGAAGGCACUCUCAGGGAUACAGAACAAAGAAACGAGAUGGAACUGCAGAAAUUAAAUGGCAUAAUUGCUUCUCUGGAGUCUGAUUUGAUGCAGCUUCAUAAUGAAAUGCAGGCCCAUACCGAGCAGUAUAAGAAUCUCCUGGACAUAAAGAUGAAGCUGGAGGCUGAAAUAGCAACAUACAGACGUCUGCUGGAUGGAGAGGAUGUCAGUGGCCUUGUUGAAUCAACAAAAGGUGCUUCAUCACAAACUAUCAAGAAGAUAACCACUCAGAAGAUGACUGACGGCAAGGUGGUGUUGGAGAGUGAGUUGGUCCAGAUGAAGUGAUGACAUGAAGUCACAUCCACCUUCCAUUGCCAUGACAGCAUCAGUUUAACCACAUGUAACCAAUUGUAAUUUCUUGAUAACUUGGCUAAAUAAAGAUAUGGCAUAACU